UAUAGCCACAAAUAACAGGGACCAUAUACUGACAGCUGUCUUGUCAGUAUAUGGUCUCCAUGCAGCAUUUCCAGACUUUGGGUCUCCAUGCAGAAUUUCCAGUCACUCAUCAAUUUUUGCUCAGGGGUUAUCAAGAUUUGGUAUCAAUGCACUUAUAGAUGAUGAACUUGGAAAGCAACCACUUGUACAAGAAAUUCAUGAUGUUUAUGACCUAGUGGAAAAAGAUGUCUUAUCAGUACAGAUAAGCAACAUUGACCACAUGUUGCUUCACUGUAGGAGAUUUAAAAGAGCACAGCCUAAUGUGAAACUCAUUGCAUCUCCUGCCCUAUAUACACAGUAGACUUAACCAUUAAUAUUUUUUUUUCUCUUUUAUCUGUACUGCUUCAUAUGGCAACUUUAAAAGGUGAGGAUCUACAUCAGGAUCACACACACACACACAAAAGAAAACAAUCCACCGAUACCAGUGUCAUCAUGGCAAGGUGAUGCAAAGUGAUAAAGACAGUGACAAAUCGAGACAAAUGUAUCAUUUCACAUGGCAUAAACCCAGAAAGAGAGAUUAGCCCUAAUAUUUUGUCUUCAUCAUUCAAUGUUCAAAUAUUUGUUUUCAUGCUACAGUGUUGCCUUUGUCAUUUAUUCUUUGAAAGGCCAAACCAUCCACAGACAUGUUAAAGGAUUGGAUUGUUUAUCUGGCCGUCAGUGGAAUCAACUGAAUAAGUUGAAAUAGUUUUUUUUCACUUAGUGCUAUACAGAUUGUGCAACAGUCACUUAUAAAGGCAACAUUUAGAUGGGACAUGUGCUGAGUGGACAUGGACUCUGGUCUACAACAUCAAACGCAAACUUCCAUUAUGUCAUUUAUUAUCCUUUUUAUAUAACAAAAGAACUGCACAUUUAUGAGGCUGUGUGACAAGUAUCUUUUUGUCAUUUUAUGACUGUCAUAUACAUUAACACACAACAAAAUGCUGUAACUGCUGUGAACUACAACUAUUCUGACACUGUCUGCAGUCUGUUUUGCCUGAUACAGAGACAUCAGCACAAAAGAGACAGUUUUGAAGCAUGUUAUGAACAUGUUGUGCAUCAGGGCUCUAUAUGUGGUACUCUGGGCUUUUGUGUUCACCUCCACAACAAAUGAACAAAAGGAACAAGCACUGCGGUUGAUGGCUGAGGCUCCACUGAUAGAUGGGCACAAUGACCUGCCAUGGCAGCUGAAGUCACUGUUCAACAACAAGCUUGAGUCUGUAGAUCUAUACACACUCAAUUCCACACACACCAAUAUUCCCAAAAUUAAAGAGGGUCGCCUUGCAGGACAGUUUUGGGCAGCGUAUGUGCCCUGUGACACUCAAUAUAAAGAUGCAGUCAGACAAACCCUGGAACAGAUUGACGUAAUUCACAGAAUGUGCCACAGAUACCCUGAGGACUUCAUGCUUGCUGCUAGUAGCCAAGAUAUAAUGGAUGCCUUUGCCCAGAAUAAGACAGCGAGCCUGAUCGGUGUGGAAGGAGGUCACUCCAUAGACAGCAGCAUGGGCACUUUGCGCAGCAUGUACCAGCUGGGUGUUCGCUAUCUCACCCUCACACACAGCUGUAACACACCCUGGUCAGAUAACUGGCUGGUGGAUUCAGGGUCGGAACCUGUGCAGCACAACGGCCUUACUGACUUUGGCAAGAGGCUGAUCAGGGAGAUGAACCGCUUGGGCAUGCUGGUGGACCUGUCUCACGUGUCUGAGCAGGUGAUGAGACAGGCGCUGGACACCUCCGAGGCCCCUGUCAUCUUCAGUCACUCCUCUGCCUAUGCCAUCUGCCCUCAUGAAAGGAAUGUGCCAGACCAUGUGCUUAAGAAAGUGGAAGAAAAUAAAGGAAUUGUUAUGGUUAAUUUCUACAACAACUACAUCACAUGUAGGCCGACCGCAAACCUUUCCGAUGUAGCUGACCACUUUGAGCAUAUCAAGAAGGUAGCGGGUUCUGGCACAGUAGGGUUUGGAGGUGAUUAUGAUGGUGUGACCAGUGUGCCAACUGGUCUGGGUGACGUCUCAAAGUAUCCGGACCUGGUGGCAGAGCUGUUGAGACGUGGCUGGACUGAGGACGAGAUCAAAGAUGCUCUAGGGAGGAAUCUGCUCAGGGUGUUCAAAGAUGCAGAGAAGGUCAGAGACAGACUGAGCAAGAGAACUCCAGAUGAUUUACCGAUUCCUCUGGAACAAGUCCAAAAUCCCUGCAGGACAGAUUAUGGCUACCCAGCCCAGACCAGCACUGCAGGCAUGUUGUCUCUAAGUGCACCAGUUGUAGUCUUGACUCUAGCCUUAAUCUCACUGUUUGCCAAGUUUAUGUAGUUGCCCUACCUAUCAUACUGUAAUAUACAGGUUUUAUCAGAUGAUAUCUUUAAUCUACUGCAGUAACAUAUGCUGCUUUUUAGUUAUACACAGGUUUGAUAGUAAGGAAAGAGCAAAGGUAUUUCCUAUAGAAACACUACACACUACACAGUAUAAAAGCUACAUUCAUAUUAUGUGUUAGCAAAAAGAAAACAGAGUAUUUCCAAACAUUGUAUGCACAACCUUCUGGAUUUCUCCAUCAUUUCAUAUUCAAGGACUUUUCAAGACUCAUCCAGCUUUCAUUUAAGAUUUAUUAAGAGUAUAGUUUUGGAGAAUACAUAGAAUAAUCAAUAAGUCAGAAAUAAGUGAUUUAUGAUAGUUUACUAAAAAUAUUAUAAACAUUAACUACUGUGCUUUGUUCUUUUGGUGAGGUUCAGUGAUCUCAGAAAAUUAAUGCUGGUUAUUUAUAAUUGUAUGAAUUUCAUAGUUCCACAAAGAUAAACAAAUGUUCAUAUUGAUGUUCAGUGGUUGUCUUAUGAUUUCAUGUAACCAUGUUCAUGUAUAAUACAUUUUAAUCAAUUCACUGUUAACUAAGCCUUUCAAAGAAUAAGAACGAAGUUUCUGUGGUGAUUAAAUGCAAAAAGCAUCCACAAUAAAUGACCUGCAUUAUGAUAUGUGAAUUACACAUCCAAGGGGCUGUAUAUAAAUAAUUAACAAUAUGGGUCUGAAAAGAACCAUGUUGGAUCUCACAUGACUGGAACAUUUCAGUCUUCCAGACUUUCCUUGACAAUCACUUGUAAAAGAGAAAGUUGUUGGUAUGCUCAGGUGACUUAUUCGAGGUUGGCAGGUCAUAUGGAAAGUCAAUAACUCUUUGGUAAUGAGGCUAAAUACUAAGAGUUCACACCAAGGUACUCUUGCAUAUUAUACAUAAAAAUUCCAAUUGCCUUUAUUUUUAUGACAAAUACAUUUAGGAAGGUUGAAAAAGCUGGGCCAGGACAGAGAAAGCUAUCCAUGCAGAGAGCCCAUUGGUUUCAUCAGGUCUGUAGUCUUUCCAACAAGGACAGGUACAAUUAAUCUCAGUUUAAAAUUCUGUGACUACAAAAUCUUACUCAUCGCGGCAAGUAAGCCUCAAACGUUGAAACGGACAAUAAGUUCAAUGAAGUACAAACAGUAAAAAUAUCUAGAAGGGAAAAGUAGGCACUUAUGACUUUUUAAAUAUGAAGACAUUACUGUAAAAUCCGCUGACAAAUGAGAAACAGUAGUUCUUAUGGACAGAAAGGCAUAUAUAGUUGAAGUGCUAUGUUGAAUAAAAAAUUCAUGGUAUGCCGAAGUGUAAAAGAUAGAAGUCAAGUACUACUUUUAAACAAAUAGCUUAAAUCUGUUUAUUACAAAUACAAAAUGUAUUUUUACAAAACCUACCAAUUGUUACU
Messenger RNA from Electrophorus electricus (electric eel), 3730 nucleotides. It is a transcript of the gene dpep1, whose product is annotated as dipeptidase 1. The record is from RefSeq and is a predicted model, not a curated record. Gene Ontology annotation, biological process: proteolysis. NCBI's taxonomy places the organism in Eukaryota, Metazoa, Chordata, Actinopteri, Gymnotiformes, Gymnotidae. Gene Ontology annotation, molecular function: metallodipeptidase activity.